UAAGGGUUACCACAUUGCAUUCUUCACAUUCAUCCUUGACUUUUUUUCCAGUAGGAAAAGGGUCAGGGAUGAUCUGAAGAAUGCAAUGCCGCAACCUCUAAUAUCGGUACUUUUGUCGGUCGCAUAUCAGAUAUGAAGAAUUCGUCAAUGAAGAAUAGAUCGCUUGAGUAGUUUGGACGACAAUCGGUCGGUUGAUUACAUUCAGACUUUGUCUCUACGGGUGUUAGGAAUGACACUAACACGGGCAUACACAUGACAUGGUUUUAUGCCCUCCACCCCGCUUUUCCCAGCCUGAAUGUCCUCGUCCACUCAGCGGUUGUUUUAAGCCCUUUUCCCAGCCUGAAUGUCCUAGUCCACAAAUAGGGAGUGACAUCACAUUGAUUUGUCGAGCACCAUGUGGAUUGAAGAUGUAUAAAUAUUGAUUCAAAGGAGCAGCUCCUGCAUCUAGGUUUUCUGAUCUAGGUACCAUUGUUGCUAGGCUCUUCAGUAGCCGUUGAAGUCUGCCACAUCGGAUGGUAGAUCCCAACCUAGCCUAACCUAAGAUGUAAAUUGAUUCAAAGGAAGAUGGGUCUUCUUUCCGAGCUCGCCCAUCUGGGUGACCUCUUUGCGAGACCCUUUUGGUGCAGGUCUUCCUCUGCGAGACCCUUUUGGGACUACACAACUUUUUGGACUACACAACCUCAAAACCAGCAGCAACAGCACAGCCACGAACAUGCACAUCCAGUCAGCAGUAGGAGUAACUACAGUUGUUCGAGUGCGACGCAUUCCAGCACGAGCAGUUCGUUCAUAGAAACGUCAGCAGGCGCACCGCCGCCACCUAAAACCGCUCUACGAAAACGAACAAAGCAUGAACUUGUUGCCAGUACCAGUUUUGUGAUGCGUUUUUAUUCGCAUAUGGACAAAGCAGCGGCAACGUCAACGUACACAGAAGGUGAGUUAGGAGGCGACAACUGGAGUGCGGACAAGGCUUUGACUCUUGGUAGUGGUUAUUUUAUGGCUCAAUUUUCACUGGUCAUUGAGGUUGGAUUUGAGUCAGGGUCACUGAAAUCGAAGAGGGGACCGCUUCUUGAGAGAACCAACAGGGGAUAUAAACUAAGGGAAAACAAGGGGUUUAGGGUUUAGGGCCUUUUUCCUUCAGAAUCAGUGACCAAUGAGUGUCGACGUUUAAUUAUUGGUGUAGUUCCGGAAAACACGCCUUGAGUGACGUAGUGACCUACGCAGGAGAGUUGAAGCAUAGGAAGAAAGUGUCGGGCGUCAAAGUCUUUUGGGCCUACGCGCCAGGCAAAGUCAGCAUAAGGACAAGCCCCGACGGUACAUUUUUUUAUAUCAAUGAUCUCCUCAAGUGUAAGAAAGAAAGCGUGGUCCAUGAUGAACAGAAACUACAAGAACUCUACUUUCCUUUUCUUCAAUCAUCCUAAGUAAACGAAAAGGAGAAAACUUUCUUUCUCUUCAUCCAUCGCCAGGUGUCCACUGGUCAACGAUUAUUCCGUUCCACUCGAGUCCUAGAGCGGAGGUCUCCUACGAGCAAAACCUGCUCUUUGACAAACAGCGGAACGUGAAAAUGGUAGCCCUAGACAUGACGACUCCAAGGCCUUGGGGAUUCUAUGGGAUAAAUCAGAUAUCACUUUUGAGGUAGUCGCGCUUUUGGAAACAAUUGAUUCCCAUUACUUAUUCCUAGAAAGAAUGAUUUCUCGACGCAUGAUUCCAGUGCAGAGCAGAGGCGUGAGGACCUAAACAUUUGAGACGAACCAGAUUAUUCCUUUUGUGUACUACAACAAUCAAAUUUUGUCUGCGCCGCGUCAGCUUCGGGGCGCGUCAGUCUCGUGUAGCGAC
Messenger RNA from Amoebophrya sp. A25, 1833 nucleotides. NCBI's taxonomy places the organism in Eukaryota, Dinophyceae, Syndiniales, Amoebophryaceae. The record is from the annotation of a GenBank genome assembly.